CCCUCCUUCAUUCCAGAUUUUCUCUUCUCAUUCCACAGUUUGCUUUCUUUGGCCGGGGCUUCCAUUUCUCUCUCUUCCUUCUUCCAAAUCGAUCCAAAUCCUUCAUCUCUUCUCUCUAUCUUCUCUCUCUUUUCCUGCUUCUGGUAGUGUUUAGUCACUCUCUCCGUGUGUGUUCUGGGCGCACAACAAUGGUGGAUCUUCAAACUGUUUGCUGCAUGUGCGGCGACGUCGGCUUCCCGGACAAGCUUUUCCGAUGCAGAAAAUGCCGAAAUCGCUUCCAACACUCGUAUUGUAGUAACUAUUACGGCGAAUUACCUGAGAUCGAACUGUGCGAUUGGUGCCAAAGCGAAGAGAAGAACUUCAGACAUAGUAAGAAGUCGGCCGCCGCCUCCGCCGGGAGCAUCGACGUGGGUUCCACCAACCGGUCAGAAUAUUCCGGCAGCGAGAGAAUCAAGCAGCAUCAUGAUCGUGAAGAGGGCGGCUGCUCCGAUAAGGGGAAGAGCCCGACGCCGUCGCCGAGACCCACCACCCGCAGGUACAAGCUUCUCAAGGAUGUUAUGUGUUAGGAAAACAAGAUCAGAGAGUGAAAGAUGAAAACUAUAAGGUACCAAAAUCAGGAAGAAGAUGAUGAAGAAGAAGAAAACUAAUAUAUAUAUAUAGGUGACUUUUUAAUCUCUGCAAAUGUGAUGUUUAGCUUUGUUAAUAUGGUUAGCUUAAUGUCCAAGAGUAUGUCUCUCUGUGUGCGCGCUAUGAGUGUUAUUAGCUCCUUGUCUGUGUGUUUUUGAGUGGCUUUCCCAGUAAUAAAAACUAUGUUGCUUUUUUCCACUA
Molecule: messenger RNA, 828 nt
Organism: Neltuma alba
Lineage: Eukaryota; Viridiplantae; Streptophyta; Magnoliopsida; Fabales; Fabaceae
Exons: 2
Coding region: 189-566 (125 amino acids)
Source: RefSeq, a predicted model, not a curated record